This is a messenger RNA of Gambusia affinis (western mosquitofish), 8739 nucleotides long. RefSeq lists its product as uncharacterized. The record is from RefSeq and is a predicted model, not a curated record. NCBI's taxonomy places the organism in Eukaryota, Metazoa, Chordata, Actinopteri, Cyprinodontiformes, Poeciliidae. The coding region runs from base 4854 to 6035 and encodes 393 amino acids. The transcript is spliced from 8 exons.
CGGGAUUAGCAAAAUCAAAGAUCGCCUUCCAGAGAGCAAAAAUAAAAUCCUAAAAGACUGGAAUAUGACUUAUGACAACAUGGUGGGGUUUUGUUAAGAUUCAAGGUUUGCACCUUACCCUCAAAAGUUCCUGUUUGGGGUUUCACGUUAUCAAGGCAAUAGUCCGUAACGCAAUAUCUUUACGGACGACACAAUUAAUUUUAAACUCAGUUGUAUCACACAAUGACAGUCAUUUUGACAGUUCAGUGAACCCUCGCUGUAACGCGGUUCACCUUUCACAGCCUCGCUGCUUCACGGUGUUUUUUGAGCAGUUUUUUUUUUUUUUUUUUUAAGUGCAUUGUGUCCUGCGUCCUGAUUGGCUAAACACUCUCAGCGCUUCUUCUCUACCUGUGCGCCAAUAACGUUACGGUAUUUAAAUAUACGUAAUGCAGCUUGGCAAAUUUUGGCAAAUAUUUUUGCCCAGAAGAGAAAAAAGCAACAACAACUACCGAUAAUUAAGUUCUUCUCUCGAAAAAACUCACCGGCACCUCAGGCUUCAGGAGAAAAAGACACUAGAGAGCGAAGUGAGGCGCAGCGUCAGAGUCAGAGGAACAGAGAAAUACCAACACAGUCUCACUCCCGACUCGUCAUAUAUUGACGCAUGGGCAGGUUCCCUUAGCGUCACAUGUUGACGCGUCGGGUACCCCCUUCGCGUCAAUAAUUGACGAGAAGGGUUCUCUCUUUGAAUGCUGUACCGCUCCCUAAGCGUCCAAAACCGACGAUCUAGGAACAAAUAAGAUAACACAAUUCGUGCAUAGCUGAUGUAUUUGUAGGUUCUUAACAAUUUAGUUAAUUUUACUUCUGUUUUAAAAGAUCCUCCGGUUCUCUGAAGCCGCGAUUUUAUCUUCAUUUCUGCUUAGUUUUUAACAACAGACACGAAUAUUUUAAUAUGGUAGAAUUACACCAGUUUCACUGAUGUCAUCGUAACCUCAUGCUUGUAAAUAACGUAAUAUUCUCAUUUUUACAUAAUAAUAAAAAAGAAACGAAUAUGUAUGUUAUUUGGAGUUUAUGAGGUUACACAUAGGCUAUUAGCGGCAUGCACCUCCGAAGUUGUUUGAAGUCCAUUAGUAAUGAAUUUGAAUUUUAAUAAAAAUAUUUAAGAAGAGAGAGGGUGGAUUUUCUUUUGUGAUUACAUUCCAAACGUUUCUGUAAACGUUUUAUUAAAAUAAAAAUAAGGACGGAUCCCACCCCUCCAUAAAUCGAAGAAGAAGAAGAAGCUGACGUCAUCGCAUGCGACAUUGCACGCCGGUGAGUACAAACCUGAAUCUGUCAAAAAUGGUUUUGUACUGUAAAACAAAAAAAUACUACAGACUGUUACGUUAUAAAGUUGCUGAUUGCAGUUUUAGGACUUAAUGGCAGUAGGACUGUGCCGCGAAUGGUUGAAGACAUUUAGACAUGUUUGUAACAUGUUUUUUAUUUUUGUUGCCGGGAGAAAUACGCGGGAAGCUAGCUACAUUAGCCUCUUGGAGCCCAGAGAGUUCGACUGAACCUGCACUUAAUACAUUUAAUUAGCUAUAAUAAAGUCACAUAACUGUCAAUCGUCAUGCUUUGUUGUAAAAUUUGAGGGUUGCUAUAAAUACCAGUGCUCCUAGGCAGUGACGAUCCUUAAAGUUUUGUCUAUGAGCCCCUGUCUGAAUACACUGAUUGCAGCUAGGUCAUGUACUUGAAUCAAAAACGAACUUGGGUCCUUACAUGCAAAGUUCUCUCCACCUGUCUAUGUUGAAAUAAAUAACUUCCGAAAUCUGAACAUUUCUUUUGUUUUUUAUGUCAACAGGUUUCUUCUUUGAUCUGAUCAUCUGACAUAUAUUUCUGCUGCUUCAUAGCACCCACAAAAGGCACUUUUAAGAGCCACGUCUGUCAAAUCUGUCAUCUUUCUUGUCAUAUCUGCAUCUUUGUGUCCUUAAUUUGUCUAUUGUUCUUUACUUAAUUUGUCAACAGUUCUGUUUGUUUGUUUGUUUGUUUGUUUGUUUGUUUGUUCAUUACCAUGAGUGUCUCAAACAUCCCUGAUCCAUUAAUGGUCCUGGAUACUGAUAUACAUCUGCAAAAAAUAAAUGUCGAGCUUCAACAACUUGAUGACUUGCUCUUUGAUCUGAAGAAAAAUGAAGAUCAAGUACCUAUGCAGAUACCUGAGCCCACAAUAAGGUGGAGAAAAAGGGACAAAGAUGGGAACGAAAUGUAUGAGAGGCCAAGAUCAACAAGAAAUCAAUUACCUAAGAGUAAGUACUUCUUUUAAAACAUGUAUGUAGAUUAUUUUUGACACAUAUAUCAGUAAAUUAAAGCAUUCAUUACUUGAUAUUUUGGCAAAUAUUUUUUUAACCAAGUAAUUGAUUCUGUUUGUUUUUACAUCUGUAAUGUUCAUAUUUAUCUGCUUUUUGAAACAAAUCACCAUUUCCUAGAGGCUUGAUAACUUUCCCCAGCACAAAAUUAUUUUCAAUUACACGGUAAUAGUAUGCUGAAUAGAAAUUACUCCACAACAUAUAACGUUAGUUUUUAACACAAAUGAGGAGUUUUUCUGUUUUGACAUACGGUAGAAUGUAGUUGAAACUGAGUGAAUGCAUUUCCAGCAGUAUGUAUUUAGAGACAUACCUUGUUACAAAAGGUUACAAACAAAUGUGUUGUUCCUCCAUUUCUUAAUCUUAAGAUAUGGGAAUGUAAUACAGUUAUUAAAUUGGAAUUGGACUUCGAAAUGUGGAUUUAAGUAAGAUGUUUGAUAUAAUCCUUACUUUUAUAUUUGUUUAUUUUAUUUUUAUAGCGCCCCACAGUCAGAAGACCAGGUGUCCCUCUCAUCCCUCUAACAUUCAGUGUGAAGUUGCCUUUGCUCCAGAGACUGUUGGUAUGUCAGUAGUAGAUCAUAUUUUGUUUUUUCUAAGCAUUCUCUAUUUGCUAUUCUUUUCUAACAUGUAAAAAAUGUUUUUAUUUUUUAAAAGCGACUUUUUUACAAGAACUCCAGAGCUCACUGAAUGAUGAUGCAGGUCAACCACUAGUGCCAAAAGCUCCUCUGGCUUCCACAAACUGGAGCACAAGAAAAAGCCUAUUUUCAGAGAGUUGGAAAGCAGAAAGACCCCGUCUGGUUAACACCAUGGCAGCUCAGCAAAGUGUGUCAGCACACUUAUGCCAAUAUUGUGGAAAAAAUCCAUCUGCACUUCGGUGUCGUGAUUGCCUACCACACCCCUUCUUUUGUGAAAAAUGUGAUGUGAUGAUGCACACUAGACAUGUCUUUCACAACAGAGAAACCAUCAUAGCUGGCUUCUUCCAGCCAUUGCCUCCAACUACCUAUGUUUUAAAUGCAACUCUUUGCCAUGAUGGUAAGUUUAAGGUAUUAAUUAAGCUUUUUAUUUGUACUGUUUAAACACUCCUCAGAAUGUUUUUCUUACUGUUAACUUUUGACUGUAUUUUGAAUGUUUUGGUUUUUAGGUCAUCUGGUUCUGGAUAUCUUAGUUACAAUGUGUUAAUACAGUUUAGGUGAAUUCAUACUUUAAACAUGUUAACCUCUUUAGCACGAUUUGUACCUGUGGAGAUCCCUGUUAGAAUCUGUGAUUGUCCAUCAGAGUGUUUGAGGAUCAAAGCAGGAAAGGCUGUCACUGUCGUCACAAUCAAUGGUAUGAAUAACUUUAUUUUUUUCAUGAAUCAAAACCAAAACAUAAUAAAAAGCAAUGUUAGCAAAAUUUAAAUAUUAACUAUAUUUGUUGCAGACUACAAGGAAUUGUUUGUGACAUAAUGUCACAAACAAUUUAAAUUAAAUAAUCAAAUAUUACAACUUUUACACUUUUUUGGUGUUUUAGGUCGGUAUGAUCUCAGCAUGCCAGAGCUGGGGUGUGAGGGAUGUGAGGCUAGUUGGACAUGUGGAGUACACGAUCUAAAUUUAACUGAUUACUGGCCAGCUACCCUUCACUUUUCCACUGUAUAUGCAACUGAUGUGCUUUAUACAUUUGAAGAAAUGAAGAUGGCAGCACCAGGUCUCUCCUGUCAAGCAUUUCUUAAAAUGUUUGACCAACGAACCGUCCGCUUUGGCCGUGUGAGUACUUUGACAUACAUAUCCCAGAAAGGCCGUCUGACUCAAUUCUUGAGUAGUUAUGCUCUUCAACCUUUUGAUGUAACUGGUUAAACACACUUGAAUCAAACGGCUAAUGUACCACCUCAUUCAUUCAUCAUUUAGAUCAUAUGUAGUAACAUCAAAAUUUAUUGAAUGAGAUGUUUUGUGCCAGAGACACACCUAAAACUUGAAGAACACAUAUCCUGAUGCCUGGGAUUUGGACAACUAUGUCCUUUCUUAUGUUUUUAUUAUUUUAUUUUUUUUAUUUGUCUCUCAUUUUAAAACAGACAGGAAAGAUCUCAGCUGACAGCUUCCUGAAAAGUUUUUUUGAGUGGGAAGCUAUAAGAUAUGAAUUGGAUAAAAUGUUAAGGAAGGAUCCCUUCAAGUGUCAAGCUUGUACCCCGGAUAUGCUUGCAGUUUCAGUGGAUGGAAACCGCAAGCAUUACCGUUUCAAGACUGCAGCAAGAUCGGAGGAACAGGCUAUAUUUCAGGACCUGUUCAUAGCCAAGGAUGAAGACGUAAGAAAAUUUGUGGACUAUAUACACAAAUCAACCAAACAUGUAAGACUGCAGAUUAUAAAUGUAUAACGACAGUAAUCUUUUAGCCUGUAAUGACAGCAUGCCUGACUGAAUAUUUUGCAUUCUAGAUUUCUGGAAGAGGUGUUUGUGGUGGGCAAUGGUCAGCAGCCAGGGAAACCUCUCACAAAUCCAGCAGCAAACUGGACGAGGAGGGAUUGGAGCUAGCGGUGUGCAGACAUGGGGUGCUACUUUGUGCCCUGAACAUGUAUAGGGGUGAGAUAUUUGCAUACCCCUUGUACUUGCAGCAAAGGCUGGCCAACAGACGGAUCACUUUUUUUUGCAUGGAUGUAACCUGCAAGUACUGGCCAUAUCUUGAGAAAGUUUUGAAAAGCUGUCCUGAGCUCCAACACCUGCUUCAAAUGAAGCCAUUCCUCUCGGUGUUCCAUGCCAAAGCCCAUGACUUCAAAUGUGAGGCUAAGUGGAGUGGAGCAUAUCAAGAUGGUGCUGGCUUGACUCUAGGGGAAGAAGUUGAGCAGUGCAAUGCAUUUCUCUCAAGGAUCGCUGUUACGACAAAACAUAUGUCAAAAGCUGGACGGACAGACAUGCUGACUCUUAUGGCCAUGCGCUGGAAUCAGCAAAAACUUGACAACUUGGCCACCACACUAACCCAUCGAUAUCAGAAGGCCACAAAAGCUCUUCAAAAACAACAUCAGAACUUGGAGUCCUUAAAAACUGAGCUUUUGGUGACUGACAGUCAACUUAAUGUCUGGGUCCAUGAUAUUAAGGAUUGGGCAGAAGCAACAUCUAGCACAACUGAUCCGGACUCCUUGGCAGGCAGAAUUGAGGUUCUGGCUGCGAGCAUAAAAAGGCGUUCUCAGCGUCUUUAUAAAGACACAGACGGAAACAAAGCUCGUGCCAAGGCUCGUCACAAAAUAAGAAAGGAGAAAAACAUCUUAGCAUUGGCUUUAGAAGACUACAACAAGACUGUUACAAGCACAGAAGCACUGUCUUUGGAAGAAAUUCUGUCUGGUGACACAACAUUGCCAUGGCAGCAACCACAUAGUGAUUCUGUCAGUCUUGCCACAAAAAGAAGGGCAUUCGAUGGCAUUAUGGCAGUAAAGAGACUGGAAGAGGAAAAGAGGAUCCUUGUAGAAGAGAUGGACCGUCAUUGGAAAUCUCUCUCAUCCUAUGAAGACACUCUAAAGGAGCUUUCCCGCCUGUUAUCGAGAGGCAAAUUUAAAAGUACGUCCUGUCCCCUAAAUGAUGAAGGUCUAGGAGGUCUCCAGAGCAUCAUCCUCAGAGAGCUGCAGCACUUAAAACAGAUGAAACUGCAGGCAAGAGAAUAUUAUCUACAGACUUUGUCAGGAGCAGAGAGUGUUAGCUUUGACGAUACUUCUGAUGACGACUUCGGUAGUGACUCGGAAGCUUCUGAUAAUAGUCUGUAAUCAUUUGUGCAUGUACUGCUGACAAAAACCUACACUAGUGUGACAGUGUUCGGCUCCUUCUGUAUUGACCAAUAUGUCACAAGUAAAGUAUGUUUGCUCAUAAGUCACAAAGAGACACCUUACAAUUUGUUAUUGUGCUUUCAUUUUUCCAAAUUGGCAGUGUUUUAUUUAGUUGAUUCUUUUUUUUUUUUUUUUUUUUAUUAAUAUGUUUGUGACUUUUUACUUUCUAAAAGGGCUUACUAGGGUUGUGAUUACUUGUGCAGGCAUGUCAUUCAUUUUGUUUCUUUUUCACUUAUGUUUUUGCAUAUCUACUGUAUUUCCAGGUAAUAGUAGGGGUAAUUUUACUGUAGUUACUAGUUAUAGUUACUAUUUUUACUUCAAAUGUAAAAAUAGCACUUGUGCUUAUGUUUCGCAUUAAAAAAAAUGGUUAGAACACUACAUUAAGCAGUCGCAGUGAUUCUGUACUAACAUAACCAAGACAUCUUUUUGGAUGUUGUACUUUUCUUUUCUUUUUUUAUUAACACAUGCAGUUCUGACUUAUUUCUUAAUUCAAUAAACACACAGUGUAUAGUGGUGGAACACUUUGUUGUCUGUGGUCACUUGAAUGCUUGUUAAAUUUUUCUGUCAAUUUCUGUAUUAAAAAUAAAUUAGUUUCAGUACAUGUCAAAUAGAUAUUUUUAUUGCAGUACUCACGGUUCUGAUUUUGUUUAAUGACAUGCAUUUAUACAAGAAAUUCAUCAAGCAUGAUUUUAUAAACUAAGAAGCAUCUAGUUUUGUGGACUCUUUACUAAGUAGGAUAUGUUCUGAAUCCAUUAGUUGAUAAAAAGCCAGUAAUGAACCACAUUAAAAUGUUGGACAAACAUAACAAAAAGUAGUUUUAAGAAAUAAAUUUUUCAGCUUUUAGGUACUCUUUAAGGUCAUUUGAAAAUUAGUUAUAAUUGCAUACAUAUAACUAACAGGAUUCAUUUCUGUAACAGAAUCUAGUCACCUCUUUUGAACUUCAUGUCAUGGAAAUGGUCAAUUAUUUUUCCUUCCAAUCAUGGACAAUCACUGAUAACUGGGACAUCACUCCUCAAAUAUAUAUAUGCAUGAUGAUGUAUUUUUAUAUUUGAUAUAUAUAUUCAUCUUUUCAUAUUACAUAUAUUACUAUAAAGACAUACAUACAAAUAAAUGUAUAAAACUGUACAUAAGGCCAUGUGAAAAUAUAAAUAGGUUUAUAUCAGAAGCGGCAGCCUCCAUUAUACUCUUUCUCAUAAAAGCAAGCCGAUGCUGUUCUGCUGGAUGUUCUUGUGCUGCUCUGCGGUGCAACUCAGAGGAUAAAGCACACUUCAUACCAGGUGUUGAUUGUAAAACACCAAUAAGUUAUUUUCUGAUCCUCCACCUAAAAAAGAAAAAAAAAUGAAGAAGGGAGAGAAGGUUGAAAUGUUCCAACACAGUCUCACUUCAUAGUUUGGAGCAGUUAUUUUUCGUAGCCCGUCACAUAAUAUUGCCUUUUAAGUGCAUUUUAUGUCAACGCUGUAGUCAUCAAGCUGAACAUUUAUCUUGUUCUUUACAGUGAGAACGUUUUUGAAAUCGGAUAACAUUUCGCCAAAGGAAGUAAUCAGAAGUCCGUAAAACCUGUUGCCGCACACAGUCCUCUCAGCAGGAGAAAAUUCUCGCUGAAGCGUAUCAACUGCGCUAGACGCUCCAAAGCGCCUGCUCCAGCGUCCAGAUCACAAAUUAUACUCUGACAUCUAUUGUUCUUAUGCUGAUUGAUAGUGAGCUCCGCAAUUGUUCUCUGUUCAUAAAGUGGAAAAUAUCUACGCACCAAGUGCUCAGGUGCGCAUUAUGACUGGAUAAGAAACCAGUGAACUGCACUCUGUCCUUGGCUAAACUGUCAAAGGUCGGGAGUCGGGGGAACCCGACAUAUUAUCUCAAUGAAGUUUUUACUGGUUUAGAUUUUUAGACUACCAUUAGCGUAAGCAGUGUAAGUAUGUAUUGUAUAUUUGGCAUUUGUCAUCUGAUGUGUGAUUAGUUUGAGCGCAAUGGUGGAGCUGCGUGCGCAUUUAUUGUCCAGCGCACUGGAAUUGUUACUGUCUUACCGACAUCUACGCUUUAAUUUCUUUCCUUCCACAACAAAGUCAACUGGCUAAUCCUCUAUGUAUGAAACACAAAACAAACAUAACAUAGCUUCACACACUUCUGCAAUUGUGGAUGAAACCAAUCAAUUGUACAGUUUAACCAGGCGUCAUGCCUUCAAGACAAUACAUAGGGGAAACUUGACCAACCUCUAACAGCGGCCGGCUUGUCAGGCACUGAAAAGGGCAAACUGAAUUUUUUUUUUUGUAAAUCUUAUUAUGACUCUUUCUGUAACAUACGCAUAUUUUAGCUACAUUUUGAGGGAACAUUUCACAGUGUUUCGUUGACAACUAACUUGACCUUAUUUCACAACUGACAAAUAAGGUUGUCAAACAUCAUUUGUGCCCUCUUUUCCCCGAGAUAGUCCUGUAAGGUAGAAUGUGUUGAUGAAGCUCGAUGCGUUCCUUUCUUCUUUUACCCGGUCUGCCGUCCAAUGGCUGGAUUCCAUUUCAAAUUCUUGCCGAUCAGCCGUGCAAAAACUUCUAGAACUAUGCGGAGCUGUGAUGCUUCUGAAAUAUUUUGUAUGGUUUCUGAUAAUACAUUAUGGAAGAUCAGGUCUGAAACAGGUUUCUCUUCAGUCUAAACA